CGUGACAUAGUCAUGUGACAUGUAUGGCAAACUGAACCUCGAAUCCAUCCAGAAACUCUGACACAUAAAAGGAUUUUUCAUUUUAAUACCAGGACUUGCAAAUAUGGCAGAUGACCUGAAGAGGUAUCUCUAUAAACAGUUACCAAGCGUUGAAGGCCUCCAUGCAAUUGUUGUGACAGACAGAGAUGGAGUUCCUGUAAUUAAAGUUGCCAAUGACAACGCACCAGAAUACGCUCUGCGUCCUGGGUUCCUGUCCACCUUCGCUCUGGCGACAGACCAGGGCAGCAAGCUGGGUCUCUCCAAGAACAAGAGCAUAAUCUGCUACUACAAUACAUACCAGAUUGUGCAGUUCAACCGGUUGCCAUUGGUGAUCAGCUUUAUCGCGAGCAGUAGUGCCAACACAGGUUUGAUCAUCAGUCUGGAGAAGGAGCUGGUUCCACUGAUCGAGGAGCUGAGGCAAGUGGUGGAAGUGUCAUAGGAGGAGCCGCAAGGAAUCCUGGGAAUGUCACAUCCCCCGGAAUCCUAGGAUUACACCAUUAUGUGUAUCCUGAGCCUCUGGGGUUACCUGCAAUCAACUCCCCAUCAGUCAUUCCCACUCUGUCGCUCAGUCUCUCUCUUUCUCGCGCACACACACACGCACACACACACUCGAGCAUUACUUUUUCAAAAGGAUGGGUUCAACAAAAAACAUAGCGUCUUUGAUUUGCUCCAUUUUACAGGCCCACGCAGCCCAUUACUCGGUUGUGUGUUCCAUUUUGUCAUUGAAACAUAUUCAUGUGCUUACACCCAUUCCAACAAUCUCCUUUUAUCCCAGUGAAGACACAUACAGUUUUCUUAUACUCUUUAUUACACUGAAUGAGUGAGGGGACUACUUUAUCCUCACAUAUGUUUGUGUAGGUGGUGUCAGCACUGGCAAUGCCAGCUGUAUCAAACGGCUUUUGAAAUAUUGCUUCGUAAGACAUUAUGGGCUAUUUACAUGUUUAUUGUGGUAUUAUAUUGUGAAGUUAAGAUAAAAUAAAGAAGAAAAACUAAAUCUGGUGAUAUACUUUU
Molecule: messenger RNA, 1050 nt
Organism: Megalops cyprinoides (Indo-Pacific tarpon)
Lineage: Eukaryota; Metazoa; Chordata; Actinopteri; Elopiformes; Megalopidae
Gene: lamtor3
Product: late endosomal/lysosomal adaptor, MAPK and MTOR activator 3
Exons: 7
Coding region: 104-478 (124 amino acids)
Biological process (GO): positive regulation of TOR signaling; cellular response to amino acid stimulus
Cellular component (GO): Ragulator complex
Source: RefSeq, a predicted model, not a curated record